AUGAUCACUAGCGCGAAAUGCGCAACCACCAACGGCACCCGACUGCUUCCCUCGUUAGCCCUGUUCGGGUCGUUUUUCUUGCUCGGGGUUUUCAUCAGCUGCCUUGGGCCGGCAAUCGCUCCGCUGAGCCAUGACCUCGGCGUUGCAGACGUCUCCCUUGGGGCCGGAGUGGCUCUCCGCGGGCUCGGCUAUCUCCUGGGGUCGUGGCUUUCGUCUGUUCAGCUACCCAUCGGGGCGCUGAACGACCGGAUGGCUCGCCUCGGCGCCGCCACGGCCGGCAUCGGAUUGUUCGCAAUGGCGAUAGACGCGGCGCAGACGUUGUGGGCGGUUUGUGCUCUCUGCUUCGGCCAGGGGCUCUGCGGCGGGUCUAUCGACGCCAUCGCCAACGCCGCCAUCUCCUUUGUGCAUGGAGCCGGCGUCGCUCCUUGGAUGCAGGGUUUACACUUCUGCUUCAGCGCCGGAGCGCUUCUUGCCCCCGUGGCCGUGGGCCACUUGGGGUACCCUGCGGCGUUUCUCGUUUUCGGCCUCCUCGCCUUGCCAACCGGCGUUGCGUGUUGCCUAACCUCAAGCGCCGCGGCCGCCGCCGCCGCCACUACCUCCGCCGUUUCUGCGGCUCAAGGCGUGGACGGAGGAGGCAAGCACCACCUGCUGGUUGACGAGGUGCCGUUGUCCAUGCCGGAUGGCCAGCAGGAGGAAGAGGGUGGUGGUGGAUUGCCGGAGGUGACUCUCACUUCCAGGGGAGACCUUGAGAUGGUGCAAGCCGCACGAAGGCGAAGCGAGGCGCAUAGCGGUGGCGGGCGCGGUGGCGCUCUCGCUACACGGCGGGAGGAGGAGGAGGAGGAGGAGGAGGAGGAGGAGGAGGAGGAGGAGGAGGCCGGAGGGGGGCAAGAGGCACUGGCGGAGCACGGGCGGGCUCCCUCGCUGUUGCUGUCACGUGAGGAGGUCGACCGCCAGCACAUCUCAGCAGGAAGGGAUGGUGCUGUGUGGGCGGCGAUGGGGGCCGCAGGUUUUGGGUUGUCCAUGGCCUCCACGUACCCUUUGGCCAUGUCCCUGCUACCUGAAGCUGGAUACGCCCUUUCAGAAAAAAACUCAUCCCGCUUCGUGGUCGGGGGUGCUCUCGGAGAGAUGCUGGUGCCCGCGUGCAUCGCGUUGCUUCUGGGCCCCAGCAGUAGCAGCAGCAACAGCAUCGGCGACGGCGACGAAGAGCCCGGGCGGUCCGCCGCGCUGUACGGCGCCUGCUUUGCGGUCUCGUUGCUCCUGGUGGCGGUUUACGGCAGUUGGUGUAGCCUACUUGCUUCUUCGGCCGCAACGGCGGCAGCAUCAUCAUCGUCGUUGCGCUAGGAUGGAUGGAGAAGAAAGCGCGCGUGGGGAGAGUGGCGGGGAAAACAACGAGUUUCUAAAGCGUCUAGCAGGGCUGGAUAUGUACCCCACAUUCUACAUGUACAUAACCCAGGGGAACCAUACUCUUGGGUGUAGAUCAUCAGCGUUUGUUUGCUGCCACUGCCGUACCAUGCGUUCUCGCUCCCGUAUUGCUGCGUGCACCAUAAAUAGCCUACACCCCUCUCCCGGGAAGACAGAAGGGAAAAAACGGUUGGAAACAGGAGACACGGUAGGUAACAACAGCUGGCUCACGGAGAUUCUUCUCCACAAACAGUGACACGCCUCGUCCGAACAUUGGUUGCCUCCC
This is a messenger RNA of Ectocarpus siliculosus, 1687 nucleotides long. Lineage: Eukaryota; Phaeophyceae; Ectocarpales; Ectocarpaceae. The record is from the annotation of a GenBank genome assembly.